This is a messenger RNA of Entelurus aequoreus (snake pipefish), 5703 nucleotides long. Its product is annotated as zinc finger protein 37-like. The transcript has 3 exons. Gene Ontology annotation, cellular component: nucleus. Lineage: Eukaryota; Metazoa; Chordata; Actinopteri; Syngnathiformes; Syngnathidae. Gene Ontology annotation, molecular function: DNA-binding transcription factor activity, RNA polymerase II-specific; RNA polymerase II cis-regulatory region sequence-specific DNA binding. The coding region runs from base 184 to 1806 and encodes 540 amino acids. Gene Ontology annotation, biological process: central nervous system development; regulation of transcription by RNA polymerase II. The record is from RefSeq and is a predicted model, not a curated record.
CAAGCAACAAGACAAAGACCGCAGGCUAUGGUUGUUCGGAGAUUCUUCGAAUUCACGAUCUUAAAGUCAUAUGAUUCACAGGAAAUAUAGCAACAAAUAUCUCAAUUCGUAUUUUCCAAAGCCACGAAACGUGCAUUGAGUUUGGAGCGAUAUCUGAAGUGAAGAUUGAAGACGUGAUAGAAGAUGGACGACUACUGCUAUGCUAAGAUGGCGACGUCCGCUAAAAGAGAACAUGAAAGAGAAUCAGCGCCACCAACUUCCAGCAAAUCACCAACGGAGAUAAAGACGAAAGAUGAAGACGUCCAGCAGCUGAUUGGUAAUCCAGAAGAAGUUUCCCCUCAGUUAGGGGGGAGCUCCACUUUGAAGCAGGAGACUCCACAACCACCCUGCAUUAAAAAGGAAGAGGAGGAACUCUGCAUCACUCAGGAGGGAGAGUGUCUUCUAGGACGAGAGGAAGCUGAUUACACCAAGUUUCCACUGAGUAUUCUCUCUGUGAAGACUGAAGAUGAUGAAGAGAAACCACAAGUAGACAACUUCUUAGCUCCACUAUCAGAUAGUGAGCCUGAAGACGAGGUUGAAGAACCUUUGAGCAGCGAUAAAGACUGUGAAGGUGAUAUGAGGACUCACAUUGACAACAAACAUUCUGAAUGCUCUACAAAGAAGAGAGACGUCCAGCAGCUGAUCGGUAAUCCAGAAGAAAUUUCCCCUCAGUUAGGGGGGAGCUCCACUUUGAAGCAGGAGACUCCACAACCACCCUGCAUUAAAAAGGAAGAGGAGGAACUCUGCAUCACUCAGGAGGGAGAGUGUCUUCUAGGACGAGAGGAAGCUGAUUACACCAAGUUUCCACUGAGUAUUCUCUCUGUGAAGACUGAAGAUGAUGAAGAGAAACCACAAGUAGACAACCUCUUAGCUCCUCUAUCAGAUAGUGAGGCUGAAGACGAGGUUGAAGAACCUUUGAGCAGCGAUACAGACUGUGAAGGUGAUAUGAGGACUCACACUGACAACAAACACUCUGAAUGCUCUUCAAAGAAGAGAGGUAAAACAUGUUUGAGCUGCUCAGUUUGUGCUGAAAGUUUCACUACAAAGUUCAAUUUGACUCGGCACAUGAGAACACACACAGGUGAAAAACCAUUUAAUUGUUCAGUUUGUGGCAAAACCUUUAAUCAAAAUAGCUUGUUGAGUCGACACAUGAGAACACACACAGGUGAAAAACCAUUUAAUUGUUCAGUUUGUGGCAAAAGCUUUUCUCAAAAUAGCAUGUUGACUCAGCACAUGAGAACACACACAGGUGAAAAACCUUUUAAUUGUUCAGUUUGUGGCAAAAGCUUUUCUCGAAAUAGCUCUUUGACUCAACACAUGAGAACUUACACAGGAGAAAAAACAUUUAAUUGUUCAGUUUGUGGCAACAGCUUUUCUCAAAAAAGCUCUUUGACUCAACACAUGAGAACACACACAGGAGAAAAACCAUUUAAUUGUUCAGUUUGUGGCAAAAGCUUUUCUCGAAAUACCUCUUUGACUGAACACAUGAGAACACACACAGGUGAAAAGCCAUUUAAUUGUUCAGUUUGUGGCAAAAGCUUGUCUGUUAACAGAUAUUUGACUGAACACAUGAGAACACACACAGGUGAAAAACCAUUUAGCUGUUCAGUUUGUGGAAAAAGCUUUUCUUUUAAGGGUGGUUUGAUAGAACACAUGAGAACACACUCAGAUGAAAAACCAUAUAAGUGUUCAGUUUGUGGCAAAAGCUUUUCUGUUAAGAGAAUAUUGACUCAACACAUGAGAACACAUAGGAGAAAAAACAUUUAGUUGUUCAGUGUGCUUUAAAAGGCUCGCACAUAAUGCAGAUGCAGUAAGUAACCCAUGUCAUGUUGAUGAUCCUGUAAGCAACUUUAAUUCCAAAAUUGUGAAUAUUAUAGAUAUCAUUGCACCUGCUACAGUUAAAACGAUUUCUGGUAAGCAAAAGGCACCCUGAACAAAUCUGGCAGAAUACAAAACUUCAUAUUCACCAUGACAUCUAUAAAGAGAGCCUCCAGGCCUACAAUUUAGUCUUAAAAAGUGCUAGAGAAACAUUAUUCUCCAAUAUCAUAAACAGCAACACAAAUAAGGCCAAAACCCUAUUCUCAACCGUUGACAGACUGACCAACCCCCCAACACAAAUACCAGCCGAACUCCAUUCCACGCAGAAAUGCAAUAAGUUUGCAUUCUUUUAUACUGAUAAAAUUGAAGGCAUCAGACACGCCAUUAAUAUCUUAAGCCAAAAAGUUGGAUCACCAACCCAUUUAGGCAAAAGUAACACAGCAAUGAUGGCAAGCUUUAAUGCCAUAGACUCUAAAACUCUAGUGGAAACGGUGACAGCUCUAAAGUCAUCCACCUGCUGCCUUGAUGUUUUACCUACCAACUUCUUUGAGAAUUUUUUUGACUGCCUGUCAACAGACGUAUUGCAAAUAGUUAAUAAUUCUAUUCAAUCGGGCAAUUUCCCGAAGGCUUUCAAAACUGCAGUCAUUAAACCUCUUCUAAAAAAGCGGAGCCUAGAUGCCUCUGUUAUCAACAACUACAGACCAAUUUCAAAUCUACCAUUCAUAAGUAAAAUAAUUGAGAAAGUUGUCCUCCAACAACUAAAUCACUUCUUGGCUUCUACUGGCUGCCACAACAACUUCCAGUCAGGUUUUCGACCUCUUCAUAGCACAGAGACGGCCCUUCUUAAAGUUAUAAAUGACAUAUGUCUAAACACAGACUCUGGCAAAACUUCAGUAUUAAUGCUUUUGGACCUCAGUGCUGCAUUUGACACUGUCGACCAUUCAAUACUUUUGGACAGGUUGGAAAACUGGGUGGGGAUCUCAGGCACAGUUUUAAGCUGGUUCAAGUCAUAUCUACAAGAUAGGAACUAUUUUGUUUCCAUUGGUGACUUUGUAUCAGAACCAACCAACGUAACGUGUGGCGUAGGGAUGAUGUUUGAUAAGAAAUUAUCGAGUUCGAGCCUAUUAUCGAAUCCUCUUAUCGAACCGAUUCCUUAUCGAUUCUCUUAUCGAGUCCAGAUAGGUUGUUGUAUAUGGAAAAAAAAAUACAAUAUUUGGUUUAACAAAUCACUUCACAUUGUCUACUGCUCGCUACUAUAGUAUUACCAUAUCUGAGUUAUUGUGCAGAAAUGUGGGGAAAUAACUACAAAUGUGCGCUACAUUUGUUAACCGUGUUACAAUAAAGAUCAAUUAGACUGAUACAUAAUGUUGGAUAUAGAGAACAUACAAACAGUUUAUUUAUUGAAUCAAAGAUAUUAAAGUUCGAUGAUUUGGUAAAAUUGCAAACAGCUAAAAUGAUGUGGAAUUAAAUGAUGGAAUGGAUCAAGUAAAGAAGUUAAACAUUGUACUGAUAUGAUCCAGUUUAAGAGGUUGUUCAAAUGAAUAGUGCUUACAAAGUACAAAGAAGAAGCAUUAUGAGAAAUACUUUCAACCUUAUUAAAAAUAAGAUAUUCUUCAUCUCAGUAUAUUAAUAAUGACUGAAUUAAUUAAUUAAUUACAUACUACAAAACUGUUGUAUAUACUAAUUCACAGAUAUUUAUUUAUAAAAAGGUCAGUAAAUUAUGUAUAUAUUUGUCGGAUCAUGUUUUGUUAGUUUUGGACUGUACGCGCACCUGUUGCUCAUCAGAGACUCUAUUUAAGCCUGCCUUUUCCAGUCACUCGUCGUGGCUUCAUUGUUGGCAUUCUGGUUUUCGAGCUCAUGAUUCAUGUGCUAAAGUUACCUUAGCUUCUAGUAUUCCUGUGCUAAGUAGGUUUUUGCUUUAGCUUCUCGUGCGAACGGCACGCUUUCCUUUUGUUUCGUUCCUGUCUGUUGUAAUGUGUAUGAUUUAUGAGAAAUAAAUCAUCUCCUACCUGCACGCUUUCGUCCGGAGCCGUCAGUUUUGCGUCCCGGGAGAACGCUGCACCCCACCGUGACAAAUGACUGAGCUACGUGAAGUCAUUUCUUGUGAUGUCUCACGGGGCAUUUCUUGCCGGGACGGGAUUCGUUCCCAGCGAUUCGAAUAAAGAACCAACUCUUUUUGUUUACUAUAGUGGUCUCGAUAACGGGAACCGGUUCUCAAAAAGGGAUUCGAGUCCGAGGACUCGGUUCUUUUCUUAUCGAACAACCGGGAAAAUCGGUUUCGAGCAUCAUCCCUAGUGUGGAGUCCUCCAAGGUUCAAUCUUGGGGCCGACUUUAUUUAACAUCUAUAUGCUCCCACUAGGACAAAUCAUGCAAAAUAAUAACAUUGACCAUUAUUGCUAUGCCGAUGACACCCAAAUCUAUGUAGCGCUAUCACCAAAUGACUAUCGCCCCAUAGAUCUUCUGUGCCAGUGCAUUGAGCAAGUCAAACACUGGAUGUGCCAAAAUUUUCUACAACUAAAUGAAGAUAAAACUGAGAUAAUUGUUUUUGGUGCUAAAAAAGAAAGGUUUAAAGUCAUCCAACACCUUCAAUCACUGUCCCUGAAAACCUCAAAUAAAGCCAGAAAUCUUGGGGUUAUUUUAGAUUCUGAUUUACAUUUCGACAGUCACAUCAAAUCAGUAACAAAAUCGGCCUACUAUCACCUCAAAAAUGUAAAAAGACUUAGAGGGCUCAUGUCAGCUCAAGACUUUGAAAAACUUGUACAUGUCUUUAUUACCAGUAGGCUAGACUAUUGUAAUGGUCUCCUUGCAGGUCUUCCCAAAAAAACUGUCAGGCAGCUACAGCUUGUUCAGAACGCUGCUGCUAGAGUUCUAACAAAGACCAAAAAUGUGAGCACAUUACACCAAUUCUUAAAUCCUUACAUUGGCUCCCUGUACAUCAGAGAAUUGAUUUCAAAAUCCUCCUGCUCACAUAUAAAUCACUACAUGGUCUAGGGCCCAAGUAUAUCACUGAUAUGCUCCCACUAUAUACGCCCUCUAGAUCACUAAGAUCUUCUGAGACCAAUCUGUUAGCGGUUCCCAGAGUAAACUCAAAUCAAGGGAGAGCAUCAUUCAGUCACUAUGCAACAAAUAGCUGGAAUAAACUUCCUGAAGAUGUCAGACUUUCCCCAACUCUGACUACUUUUAAAACUAGACUGAAAACUUUUAUGUUCACCUUAGCUUUCAGCUAAAUCUUUUAACGUCCACACUGUUUUUAUUUUUGUUAUUGUCUGCAUUUUAAUUUUGCUUUUAUUUUCUUUCAUUUCACUUUGUUGUACCACAUGUUGUGCUGUGAAGCACUUUGAGUCUGCCUUGUGUAUGAAAAGUGAUAUACAAAUGAAGUUGCCUUUCCUUGCUUUGCCUAAGACACUUAAGAACACACACACAGGAAAUUAACCAAUUAGCUGUUUAGUUUGUGGUAUGUUGCUCAUAUGUGGUGACAUCCAUCCUACCCAGGACCUCCUCACUGCUUCUUUCACAAAUAUCUGAGGUAUUCAUACAAACUUGGAUUAUUUGGAGCAUAAUCUUAUCCACUCAUGACCCCAUGUCUUCUCUGUAUCUGAAACCUUCCUGAACAGUAAGAUAGAUGAUGCUUCAAGUGCUUGGUUACUCCUUCUUCAGUCCAGGGACCUGGGGCCUCAUGUGUCAAGUUUGUGCACGCUCAAAAACCUGCACUACACCCUUUUUCACUGCAAAGUUGAGAUGUGUCAAAACUUACGUGAUGCUGGGUAACUGUUUGCAUAACAAACUGCCAAAUUUUACUCCUCAUACUGAUUAAUGUGCAAAUCAGAGACAUAUGAACAAUUAACC